CUGUGCGUCUGGACAAUAACUUUGUGAACGUCCUGUGUAAUUACCGCCACGGACACAAUCUAUUUAUCCAACAUCUUCUUCGUUACUAAGAUUCAUUGUACCCUUUUUUUUUUGGGUUUUUGCAAAUCACUGUAUCGAUUAAAGCGGAAAUUUUGUAGGAUUUCAGUUCAUCUACAAGUUGUUUUGCUGCUUUUUGAGCUCCAGAGGUUUUCUCCUGGUGUGCUGAAAUGAAGGGUGGCAGUGAAAGUGGAUACGGUAUACAAAUACUUCAAUCAACAUUUGGUGUUUCUCGAAUGGGUGGCUCUGCUAUGCGUCAAUCUUCGUCUAAUCUUGGUCCUGAUACCAGCAAGAGAAUCGGUGUGCCUCCUUCUCACCCAAAUAAUCCACAGAUUAUGGCCUCUCGUUCGGGUUCGCAGAAUUUGUGCCGAGGGCCUUCCCAUUCGAGGUCCUUGUCUCAAUCGGCUGUGUUUUCGCUCGAUUGCUUGCCUCCAUUGAGUCCUUUGCCUUGCGUGUCAUCUGGGUCCAAUCAAUCUCACCCUGUUUUGACUGAUAUUUUAAUGGAAGAUAAAGGUGCUGGGGAUUCUCAUGGGAUGAUAUCGAUUCCUUCUCCACUUACCAGAACUAAUGGUUUACGGGUCAAUGAGAGCUUGCCCUCUCGCAGAGGACAUAGGCGGUCAAUGAGUGAUAGUAUCCCCUUAGGAUUCUCUGCAAUGAUCCAAUCUUCCCCCCAGUUGAUGCCUAUUGGGAGAAGAGGAGCUUUGGAUCGUUCUUCUUCUAGAAGGGAAAAUUCAGGGAUGGAAAAGUCGAGCGAGUUGGUGAAGCGGGAAUUGGAGUGGAGUAGGGAUGGAAAUGACAAUGGAGAUGGGAAAUAUGAGGGAGAGGCUGUAAUUGACUUCUUAAAUGCUUGCGUGAAUGUUGAUAAUAUGGAUACAUUGAACUCGUCUGGGAUUGAGCAUAAGGAUUUGGAUAGCAUAGUAAGUGGCACAAAGACAAAUGGAGCUGAAAGCAGUGAUAAUGAAGUGGAAAGUAGAAUAAAAGAAGGGCUUAAGAGAAGUGCCGAUGGAGAUAUUGCACGGGCUUCCCGGCAUUAUAGAAGUGUUUCAAUGGAUAGCUACAUGGGAAAUUUGCAGUUUGAUGGUGAGUCUUUGAAAUUUCCUCCCCUCGGGGCUCAAAGGAGCCAGCAGUCGCCAACAAAUUUAAUGGAUGGGAAGUUGGCCAAGUUCAAUUUGGAACUUGGAAAUGCCGAAUUCACUGAAGAAGAGCUGAAAAAGAUAAUGGCAAACGAGAAACUUGCAGAGAUUGCGAUGGCUGACCCCAAACGUGCCAAAAGGAUUUUAGCCAAUCGUCUGUCAGCAGCCCGCUCCAAAGAGCGGAAAACGCGGUACAUUUCAGAAUUAGAGCACAAGGUGCAAACUUUACAGGCAGAAGCAACUACGUUGUCUGCUCAGGUUACGGCACUACAGCGAGAUUCUGCAGCUCUUACAAGCCAGAACAAUGAAUUGAAAUUCUGUCUUCAGGCAAUGGAACAGCAAGCCAAACUCAAAGAUGCUUUAAAUGAAACAUUAGUUGCAGAGGUUCAGCACCUAAGGCUUGCAGCUGCAGAGCUCAAGGGAGACACCUAUCAGCAAGUUUCCAUUGAUCAUCUUCAGCAACCCACUCAACUCAACAGAUAUCAUUUCCAGCAACAGCAGAAAGAAUUGCAACUGAGACAGCAACAUCGGCAUUAACCAUUGGCUGUUUGCUCAUUCCAAUUGCACAGUGUCUUAUCCUGAUUAGAGAUCAGCAUAGUCUAAAGUCAUAUAGAAAUUCAAAUUCCUGUAUUUCAUUAGCAUUUUUCUCUUUUUUCUUUUUGUGGGGAAUUUUUGUUGGGGGGAUAUUAUCACACCAUUAAUCUGUUCAUUGGGGUUUGUAAUUUGUAUGUUUUGCAUUUGCCAAACGCAUCCUCUCCUUUUUUU
This is a messenger RNA of Hevea brasiliensis (rubber tree), 1955 nucleotides long. Its product is annotated as bZIP transcription factor 29. Gene Ontology annotation, biological process: regulation of DNA-templated transcription. Gene Ontology annotation, cellular component: nucleus. Bases 228 to 1727 code for a protein of 499 amino acids. Gene Ontology annotation, molecular function: DNA-binding transcription factor activity. The record is from RefSeq and is a predicted model, not a curated record. The transcript has 4 exons. NCBI's taxonomy places the organism in Eukaryota, Viridiplantae, Streptophyta, Magnoliopsida, Malpighiales, Euphorbiaceae.